This is a messenger RNA of Thamnophis sirtalis, 1261 nucleotides long. It is a transcript of the gene GDF15, whose product is annotated as growth differentiation factor 15. Gene Ontology annotation, cellular component: extracellular region. The record is from RefSeq and is a predicted model, not a curated record. NCBI's taxonomy places the organism in Eukaryota, Metazoa, Chordata, Lepidosauria, Squamata, Natricidae. Gene Ontology annotation, molecular function: cytokine activity; growth factor activity.
CCCCGGUCUGGGAACGGUGCUUCUGCUUUUCAUUUCCAGGGUGGAUCCGUGGCCACACAGGGGUCAUGACGUCCAGCUCCAGAUAGAAGCUGUUAAGCAGAGCAUCCUGGUGAGGUUGGGCUUGGAGAUGCCUCCAACCAUCCGCGGCCCCGUGGAUCAAGAGGAGAUCCAGAGGGCACAAUUGCACUACCAGGAAUUGCUAGCACAACUCCAAGCGAAUCGAAUGAAGCUGCCACCAUCCACCACUCUUCAUCUUUUGCGGCCUGAAUUUGUGCACACGAAUGAGUCCACGUCUGGAAAUCUUCAGGCUGCCACACAUGUGCAUCUGGAAUUCUCCAGGACAUCAGAACUUCAUCAGAACCUCAACAUUCUCCGGGCUGAAUUGACUCUCUUCAAAGAAUGGCUAGAUUCUCCCAGCAACUCUCCAUCCAAUGUAACAUGGCCAGUACUUGUGAAUCUCUACCGACUGUCCAAAAGGGAGAAAGUAACCCCCGAGCUGCUCACUUCCCAAGAGAUUUCAAGAACUUCACCAAGCCUCAGUCUGAAGGGUGUUGUAGAAGAAUGGAUAGGAGGUUUGGAGCCCAAGCUGAAUCUGGGCCUGGAGCUUAGGUCAGACAAGGCUGCGUGGCUGGCUGCUAGCAUCGCGGAAGAAGGGACAGGGAUGCCAUCCCUGACCAUAGAGGCUGAAUCUCGAAAGACAGUAAGGAAGGCCAGGCAGCUCGAUGAGGAAGAAUGCAGGAAGGGUGAUGGGAAGUGCUGUUUGAGGUCCCUUAAGGUCUCCUUCGAGGCCAUUGGGUGGUCGGACUGGGUGGUGGCCCCACGAAGCUACUCUAUGAAGUUCUGCGAUGGUUCCUGCCCACACAACUACAAACCAGCCAGCAUGCAUGCCCAGAUCAAGGCCAGAUUGCACAGCCUUUCUGGGGAGACUCCAGCACCGUGUUGUGUUCCCGCCGCCUAUGAGCCGAUGGUGCUGAUGCAUUACGGCAAUGAUGGGAAUGUGGCCACGCAACUCUUUGAUGACAUGAUUGUUACACGGUGUCACUGUGCAUGAAGUUGGGGAGGGGGGACUCAAGAUGUGCAAAAGCAAUAAUGGACUUUUUAAAAAAAUAAUGAACAUAUCGAGUUGAGCCCUUUUUGGUGUGGAAGUGGACAUUUUCUCGGAAGAAUAAGUGUCUUUUGCACAUCCCGAGGACCCAAAUUGUUGGGGGCAAUAUGCUGACUCUGUAAACCCCUUAGAGAGGGCUGUAAAGCUCUGUGAAGC